AUGCCUCCCUACGGCCUCCUAGGCGCAACCUUCCUAAUCGCGCGCCUGAUCCAAAUGUGCAGCCUAAUCACUAUCAUCGGCCUCACAGCCAACUUUAUCUCGGAGAUCGUGUCCAACAACGCCACACCCCCGGCCAUCUUCAUCGGCACCAUCACAGUUACAAGCAUCGCCGUAAUCUACGCCCUAAUCACCACAAUCCUCUACUACGACAACAUCCUUCCCUUCCUGGCCGCCGCCGUCCUGGACACGCUGCUCCUCAUCGCCGUGAUCGUGGUGGCGGUCAUCCUGGGCAAACCGCUGUCAUACCUGCAAUGCACGAAGAUCGGGAGCAGCAGCAGCAACAACAGUUCCUCGGCCUAUACCUUUGCCACGCAUCUGAGCAGUUACCUCGACCAUCUGGAUGGGAAAGUCAACUACAGCAAUUGGAUCGGGGCGACCAAGGCGGUGUGUUUGGAGGCCAAGUCGAUUUGGGGGUUGAGUAUUGCUUUAUGUAUCAUGUUCUUCUUCUCUGCGAUCUGUGGGAUCGUUCUCUGGCGGCAGAAGAAGAAGGCUGGGGUGGAGAAGUUGGAGGGGUAG
Aspergillus aculeatus ATCC 16872 is the source of this 576-nucleotide messenger RNA. RefSeq lists its product as uncharacterized. NCBI's taxonomy places the organism in Eukaryota, Fungi, Ascomycota, Eurotiomycetes, Eurotiales, Aspergillaceae. Bases 1 to 576 code for a protein of 191 amino acids. The record is from RefSeq and is a predicted model, not a curated record. The transcript is spliced from 3 exons.